This is a messenger RNA of Zea mays, 349 nucleotides long. RefSeq names its product N-terminal acetyltransferase A complex auxiliary subunit NAA15. The transcript is spliced from 3 exons. Gene Ontology annotation, biological process: N-terminal peptidyl-methionine acetylation. The record is from RefSeq and is a predicted model, not a curated record. Lineage: Eukaryota; Viridiplantae; Streptophyta; Magnoliopsida; Poales; Poaceae. Gene Ontology annotation, cellular component: cytoplasm. The coding region runs from base 66 to 314 and encodes 82 amino acids.
UGAGGGACUUGUCUGGCUUUGUUGAGACUAGGCAACAACUUUUGUCAUUAAAGCCAAAUCACCGCAUGAACUGGAUUGGUUUUGCGGUUGCUCAUCAUUUGAAUUCUGAUUCUUCCAAGGCAGUAGAAGUAUUGGAGGCAUACGAGGGAACACUGGAAGAUGAUUAUCCUCCAGAGAAUGAGCGAUACGAACACAAUGAAAUGCUGCUGUAUAAGUACGACCGCCACUUCGCCGCCAAGUACGAGCUGGGGAAGGAGGUGGGCCGCGGCCAUUUCGACUACACCUGCUCGCGCCCGCCCGCAAGGGAGACAUGAGAGGCCAGGUCAUGGCUGUCAAGGUCAUCUCCAAA